AUGUCGUUUACUGUGCCGGAAUCGAUGCAAGCGCAGUACCUGGAGGCUUACAAGGAACCAUACAGGCUACGAUCAGUGCCAAUUCCGAAGCUGGAGGAGCGGCAUGACAUCCUCAUCAGGGUAGACGCUGCUUCGUAUUGCCAUACCGACUAUGUCCUAGCGGAAGGACAGAUGCCAGGAUUGCCGAAAUCUUUCCCUCACAUCGGGUGCCACGAGUUCGCAGGGACGGUAGUCGCUCAUUUCCAGACGCCCAGCAAGGAAGCUAGCGCAUUCGAGAUUGGCGUAAGGGUCGGCGUACCGGGGCGUUCUUUCCAUGCGUGUGGCUCAUGUUUCGAGUGCAAGAACGAGCGCGUGGAUGAUCCGGUCGCCAUGGAUGAAGGAGGCUACUCGGUGAACUGUAUAAAUGCUGAGAACAAAGGGCUGAGCAAAGACGGAGGGUUCGCGCAGUAUGCCGUUGUGGAUGCGAGACAGCUAUCACCCAUACCAGACGGUCUGACCGCAGUAGAGACUGCCCCUCUGAUGUGCGCCGGCGUGACCAUAUACGGAGCCCUCAAAAAAUGCAGACUGAAGCAAGGCGACCGAGUCGGCAUACUAGGAGCAGGUGGUGGUCUUGGCCAUCUGGGCUUACAAUACGCCGUGAAGAUGGGGUACAAAGUUCUGGGUAUUGAGGCAGCGGAUGAGCCUCUAAAGCUUUCGCAAGAUGUCGCCUCGAAAUUGGAUCCACAGCCGUAUAUCGUAGACGCUCGGAACAAGAAGGCAGCGGAUAUCGUUCAGGAAAUCGGCAGACAAGACAGCAAGAAGGACAUUGGCGAGAUGGGGCUGGAUGCAGUGAUCGUCCUGCCGGAAAGCCAGACUGCUUUUGACUACGGCAUGGCCCUGCUCAAGUCGCACGGCACGUGCGUUGUGGUGUCGUUCCCGGAAAAGGGCUUCCACAUCAACUCGCGCGACGUUGUAUUUCGGGAUAUCAGGAUCAUCGGCAGCUUGGUAGGAAGCAACAAAGUGCUUCGUGAAAUGCUCGAGUUCUCCGCCGAACAUGGUAUUCGUGCUUUGUCGACUUCAUUUCCUCUAGCGAAGCUAAACGAGCUUGUAGAAGAGUAUCACAAGGGUCGGGGCGGAAAGCUGGUGGUUGAUAUGGCCCUUGAAGCGUAG
Alternaria conjuncta is the source of this 1149-nucleotide messenger RNA. RefSeq lists its product as uncharacterized. The record is from RefSeq and is a predicted model, not a curated record. Lineage: Eukaryota; Fungi; Ascomycota; Dothideomycetes; Pleosporales; Pleosporaceae. Gene Ontology annotation, molecular function: oxidoreductase activity. The coding region runs from base 1 to 1149 and encodes 382 amino acids. The transcript has a single exon.